Messenger RNA from Bactrocera tryoni, 1396 nucleotides. RefSeq lists its product as uncharacterized. Bases 242 to 1315 code for a protein of 357 amino acids. The record is from RefSeq and is a predicted model, not a curated record. Lineage: Eukaryota; Metazoa; Arthropoda; Insecta; Diptera; Tephritidae. The transcript has a single exon.
ACGCAUUUUACCUCUGUUCGUGCGUCAAACGGCAAUAUCAGAGCUCAGUCUGGUUGGUAAACUGCUUUCGGAUACUCGUACUUGGAACUUUUCGGACGCGCCAUAAUUUAAUAAGAUUAAAAUCGAACAUUUAAAAUUUGAAAUUUUAAAUAUUUCUUUCUUCGUCGUACUUAGCUGUCAAUCAUUAAAAAUGAAUGAAAUUACCGAGUAACACGAAAGCGGUUAAUUUAUGUAACUAAGUAUGCAACAAGUGUAUUCGGAAAAGUCAUCUUUCAGUCAGAUGUUGUGCUUUCUUUUAGUCAGCUACGUUAUUUUGCCAUGCACUUGGGCUGCGCCACAUCUACUCACCAGUUAUUUGCCAGCUUCCAUGCAAGCGCUCGCUUACUACAUCGACUAUUUGCAGUACGAGCCAAUAUCAUCGACAACUGUCGAACCGCCGUUUAGAGUGAACGAUGAUGAAUUAACUAAUAUAUUUAAUGCUUUACCCACGUCCACACCGCUACCAAUGCGUACAACAACCACUACGUUAUCCACGAACAAGCAGCCAUCUACCUGGCUCUCAACAACUAGCCGACCAACUUGGAUCAGCACUACCAGCAGACCGUCACAAGGUGUUAGUACCACGGGUUCUGGCUGGUGGAAACCGCCUAUUUGGUGGCAUCCUACGACAGCAGCUCCUACAAAACCUACAGUGCCGCCAACACCCACACAUAGACCCGGUUUGUAUGCACCUAUAAAAUCACCACUAAUCAAGCCGCAACCUGAAAAACGCGUCGGUUAUGAGGUAUUUGACGAAAUUGGUGAUAACACUGAAGGUUUCGACAAAUUGACAUUGGCACUGAUACGCGAUAUACAAACAGAGGCAGAACAUGAUGAAUUUACCAACGACGUAGAGUCUUUGGACAAUUUUUUGCGCCUUUACGAUGACAACUACGGACGAGCCGCAUUCGAUAGCGACAAUGCUGUGGAUCGUUGGUCAACCACGUCGACUGCAGGUAAAAAACGUGUACCGCCAACCAAACCAUACGUAGAAUUUUUGCUGGUUUAUGAUUUGCUAAAACGCGAUGCAAAAGCCGCUAACCUUAGCAAAUACGAGGGUUAUUCGGAAGAAUUGUUAAGGGACUUACACGAUUUGUCUAGUGCUUCGGCGGAACGUCAACUGUAUACGCUUUUCAAGCGUAUGAUCGAUCGCGGUGAUGUACAACGUAGUGACGUCGUCUCUCGUUUACAAGGAAUAAUGAAGGAUUUAGCUAACCCCCAAAGUGUCACUGCAAAGGAGUUGCGCUACAUUCCAGCCAUGCCAUUUGUGCCUUGAUUGUCAAGGGCAGAACAUUAAUGUAUAAUUCAAUAAAAUCAAUAAAUUUCCCUAAAGGAAUAUUGGCUGUAAACCUAUGUA